AUGUCCGAAAAGAGCUCAUCCUCCGGUUCAGACGAAGAUGUGGAACCAGAAUCCGCACAACCUGUGGAGUUCGGAGGCGUGUUGAGCAAGUGGACCAAUUACAUACACGGAUGGCAGGACCGAUGGGUUGUGUUGAAGAACAACGCUUUGAGCUACUACAAAUCAGAGGAUGAAAGGGAAUAUGGCUGCAGGGGCUCUUUGUGUCUCAGUAAGGCUGUUAUCACACCCCACGAGUUUGACGAGUGCCGUUUUGACAUCAGUGUCAACGACAGCGUCUGGUACCUCCGAGCUGAAGACCCAGAGCACAGGCUCCAGUGGAUCGAGUCCAUUGAGGUACACAAGGCAGAGUCAGGGUAUGGUUCCGAAUCUAGUCUGAGGCGACAUGGUUCCAUGCUGUCUCUCACUUCAGCAGCUAGCGCCUUGUCUGCCACGUCCACAUCCUCUUUCAAGAAAGGGCACAGGCUGUGCGAGAAAUUGGCAGAAAUGGAGACCUUCCGAGACAUUCUUUGCAGACAAGUGGACACAUUGCAGAAAUAUUUUGACUCCUGCGCUGACGCUGUUUCCAAAGACGAAUUUCACAGGGACAGAGUUGAAGAGGAUGAAGAUGAUGACUUCCCUGCCACCUCAAGGCCAGAGGGGGAUGGUUGUUACAACAACAACGGCAGCAAAGAGAAACUUUUCUCCCCCGCCAGUCCCAAAGGCAUCAAUGGCAUAGACUUCAAAGGUGAAGCAAUCACUUUCAAGGCCACCACCGCGGGCAUUCUGUCCACUUUGUCUCACUGCAUAGAGCUGAUGGUCAAACGAGAGGACAGUUGGCAGAAGAGACUGGAUAAGGAGCUGGAAAAGAGAAGGCGGGUAGAAGAUGCCUACAAGUCUGCUGUGCAUGAACUAAAGAAAAAGUCACAUUAUGGAGGCCCUGACUACGAGGAGGGGCCCAACAGUUUGAUCAAUGAGGACGAGUUCUUUGAUGCAGUAGAAGCUGCACUGGACAGACAAGACAAAAUCGAAGAGCAGUCCGAAAAGGUCAGGAUCCCUCGACUGACUCCAGUUCCUCCUGGUGACGUCUACUCCAGCAUCAGCACACACAGAUUCGCUUCCAAGGCACGUAGUCAUUGCUCUUCCCUGUCCUCUGUCGAGCUAGUCAGUGCUUCAGAUGAUGUUCACAGAUUCAGCACUCAGGUGGAAGAGAUGGUGCAGAAUCAUAUGACGUACUCGCUUCAGGAUGUGGGUGGCGAUGCCAACUGGCAGCUGGUCAUCGAGGAAGGGGAGAUGAAGGUGUAUAGAAGAGAGGUGGAAGAGAAUGGUAUCGUUUUGGAUCCCCUUAAAGCGACACAUGCUGUCAAAGGGGUGACGGGUCACGAGCUUUGCCAUUACUUCUGGGACACGGCCGUGCGCAUGGACUGGGAGUCCACCAUCGAAAAUUUCAACGUGGUGGAAACACUCUCGGACAACGCCAUCAUAGUUUAUCAGACGCACAAGAGGGUGUGGCCGGCCUCUCAGAGAGACGUCCUCUACCUGUCGGCCAUCAGAAAGAUCUUGGCAACCAAUGAAAAUGACCCUGACACCUGGCUGGUGUGCAACUUUUCUGUGGACCAUGAAAAUGCGGCCCCUUCUAAUCGGUGUGUGCGAGCCAAAAUCAACGUUGCCAUGAUCUGCCAAACUCUGGUCAGCCCACCAGAGGGCGAUAAAGAGAUCAGCAGGGAUAACAUCCUUUGUAAAAUCACCUAUGUGGCCAAUGUAAAUCCCGGCGGGUGGGCUCCGGCCUCGGUUCUCCGGGCCGUCGCCAAGCGAGAGUACCCCAAGUUCCUCAAACGUUUCACCUCCUACGUCCAGGACAAGACUUCGGGGAAGCCCAUCCUGUUUUGA
This is a messenger RNA of Nerophis lumbriciformis (worm pipefish), 1866 nucleotides long. NCBI's taxonomy places the organism in Eukaryota, Metazoa, Chordata, Actinopteri, Syngnathiformes, Syngnathidae. The record is from RefSeq and is a predicted model, not a curated record.